This is a messenger RNA of Haliotis rubra (blacklip abalone), 1763 nucleotides long. RefSeq names its product D-amino-acid oxidase-like. Gene Ontology annotation, molecular function: D-amino-acid oxidase activity; FAD binding. The transcript is spliced from 10 exons. The coding region runs from base 540 to 1556 and encodes 338 amino acids. The record is from RefSeq and is a predicted model, not a curated record. Lineage: Eukaryota; Metazoa; Mollusca; Gastropoda; Lepetellida; Haliotidae.
UCUAUGGGCUGACAACAUACAAUCUGGCCUUCGGCGUGUAGUGUGUAAAUAUCACAUUAUGAUUUGUAUUAUUUCAAUCUGUUAUUGAUUGCUGAGUUUAAAGUUUUCCCUUUAUCUGCUUGAAGAGCUUCUCCAAUCCUCCAGCAGUAUGCAUUGGGUUUGAAUUGUUGACAGUACAAUUUGUUGCCUAAAAUACUAAGAAAAUAAGUCCCAUUGCAAAAUAGAAUUAUUUGCCCGAAGUAUAUCAGAUUAUAAUAUUUGUAUGACAGGACACCUUUGCUUAUUUGACCAAGGACCAAAUUUUCAUGCUAUGCAUCAGCUGAAAAGGAGUUAUAUUUUUGCUCAAGAUAUAUUUUAUUUUCUUCCUUAAAGUGGCAUUUAGAAGCUGCUAUGAUGAAGUGUUCCUCUUUAUUUUUUAUUUAAUAAAGUACCUGCUGAAUUAUGUAUUUUAUGUUUGACUUGAUGAUUUAUUCUUAUUGAAGGUAGCUGCAGAGACAGAAAUAAUUGGGGUUUCCACUGCUUAUUGUUGAGGUCUGACAAUGGUGCUCAAAGUAUGUGUGAUUGGGGCUGGUAUUAUUGGACUAUCAUCAGCCAUUCAGAUCCAGGAGAGAGUGGGACAGGGGGAGAUAACUCUUGUAGCUGACAAGUUUUCUCCGGAGACUACAGGGGAUGGAUCAGGUGGAUUCUGGAAACCUCACAUGUUAGGAGAAACUCCAAUUUCUGAUUUAAGACGCUGGAGCGAGACAACAUGGAAGCAUCUGAUCUCUAUAGCAAUGUCUCCCCUGGCAGCCCAGGCUGAAGCCUACAUGGUGUCUGGCUACUCACUGUCCAGCAGGUCACAGUACCAGGAGGAAUGGUGGAAGGACCUUGUGCUGGGCUACCGUCAUAUGACUCCGCUGGAGCUGCAGAUGUUCACUGAUACAAAGUCAGGUGUAUUCUUCACAAGUGUUCAGAUAAACGUUGUCUCCUAUAUGGACUUCCUGUUAAGAAGAUUUCAGAAAAAUGGUGGAAAGAUCCUGAGGAAAACUAUCACCUGCAUUGACGAGGUGGCCUGUGACUACGAUGUUGUUGUGAACUGCUGUGGGGUCAGAGCCAGGCAUCUACUCCAUGACUUUGAGGUCACACCAGUCAGAGGUCAUCUCACCAGGGUUCAGGCUCCAUGGGUGAAGCACUUUGUCUUGAAGCUGGAUCCAGGGGAAGAAGCAUUUGUGUUGCCGGGGGUGAUGACCUCAGUGUUAGGUGGCGCAGAUGAGGUCGGCAACUGGAGUAAAGAGGUCAGGGAUGAAGACAAGAGAACUGUGUGGCAGAGAUGUUGUCAGCUGAUGCCGAGUCUGCAGAAUGCCAAAGUGGACCAUCACUGGGUGGGUUUACGUCCCAGUCGGUCUCGUGUCCGACUGGAGACAAAGCAUGUCACAGUCCAGGGGAGAAAAGUACCUGUUAUUCACAACUAUGGCCACGGUGGUUCUGGUGUGACGCUGCACUGGGGGUGUGCUGCGGAGGUGGCUGACCUUGUACUCCAGGAGAUCCAAGUCAGGAGACGCAAGGCCAAACUCUAAGGAUCUCAACAGUCAUCAUUUACCUGGCUGUCAAGAUGUACUACAGUCUAUAUAUCCCAGAUGUACUACAGUCUAUAUAUCCCAGUCUGUAUACAAUUAUCAGUCCAUUUACCACAUCUCAGGUCCAAUUUCUUUACUUCUAUAUUUACCAAAGAUCUUACAAUUUCAAUGAAACAAAUAUUAAAAGUAUCAGUUGUAAACAGAAAA